GAAAUUGACAAUGUGAUAGCUUCAACACAUAUACGCAGCAAAUCUGCAUCGACGACGCGGUGGUGAUCGACCCCGACCGUGUCGACAACGCCGUGACCAACGAUGGCUUUACUAUGCGCGAGCUGCGCUAUGCGAUUGGGGCGCGUGCCGGGGACAAUGAAGACCAGGAUGAGGAAGUCGACGACUCACCACUGCAACUGCCUCUGGGAACAGAUGAGAUCCUUCCAUCUACUGCGCCAGGUGAAACCGCAACGCCAACCAAGCAAAUCAUUGGGCCCGCGCCCCCCACGGCACUGGAUAGCAUGGCCAUUCAACUCAGCCAGGACGUGAAGACGGUCACGAAGCUCGUCGAGGAGAUCGCCGCCCUCGAGGCUAGCAUCGAAGACGCCGUCGAGGUGGAUAGUUCGGCCACCAAGCGCGACACGCUGCUCCUCGAGAAAAAGCGCAUGCGUCUGGCCCGGCUCAAGACGACCGGGACGGGGCUGAAAUCCGCCAACCCCCGCCACGCCGCGCGGGAUCUGUCGCGUCGAGGUCCGAGUCAGAUUGUCUCGUACAACUCGCGGUUUGUCAAUAAGAUUAGUGAGAUCACGGAUGACAUGAAUAUUUCCGGUUCUCUGUCGAUUAAAUACGGUGCCGUUGGCGGGUCCGGCAAGGGCUCUUUCGUCGACACGGACAAGUUCAAGGAAAGCGACCUGAACUUCUUCAUCAGCGUCAAAGUCAUCAACCAGAGUAUCAACAUCAAGGAUGCCCUCGUCUUUCAGGGCCUCCCGUCCGUCAACGAAGACAACUUUCGAUCCGUCUUCGGCGACGCGUUCAUCUCGGGCUUCCUCGAGGGCGGCGAGUUCAACGCUCUGGUGAGCAUGAAGGUCAUCAACAAGGACAAGCGCAUGUCGGUGAAGGCCGAAGCAGAGAUUGCCCUAAGUGUUGGCGGGGCGGAUAUUCACGCCAUGGCUGAUGUGGGUAUCGGCAAAACCAACUUCUCCUCCCAGACCGAGACCACGAUUCAGGUGGGUUGGUCGGGUGGAGGACACAUCAAACCCAUGGAUCAACCGUGGACCAUCCAGACUCUGAUGGCGACAGCGGCCAAGUUCCCCGAUCUGGUAGCCAAUACCCCCCAGCGAACCUAUGCCAUCCUCACUAAGUAUGAGUCUCUGCGCAGUUUCAUGGCGCUGAAGCCCCCCGCGCUCAAGCCACUGUUUUACGAAAACGCGGCCAUCUAUACCAACACCCUUCUGGAUGCCUACAUGGACUACAAAAACGUUUAUCGUACCCUUAGCACCUACCUAGCCGAUAUUCAGGCAGGAACUAAGAAGUUCGGAGAGGACUGGCCCACGGGCACCGCGCUCGCGGACGCCACCACGCUGGGCAAGAUGGACGACGAGUCACGGUUUCCAUCAACCAUCAAGGGACUGGAUCUAGCGCGGCGGGCCUGUCGGUUUCAAAUGGUCAAGAUUGUCAAGGAGGUGGACGCGAUCGAGACGAAACCCGAUCUGGCCGCCGACGAGACGCGGGAGGAAGCCUACCAGAGCCCGAUUGUGUUCCGGGAACGGCUGCCCCUGGUCAAGGACAAAGAGAAGUUGCCGCAUCUCAAGAUCUUUGGCACAGAUGUCCCUUACCCCCCGUUGCUGGACCAUGUUGAUGGAGACGGGAUGUCCGAGGAUGAGGUGGCCAAGGCGGCCAGCUACAAAGCCGAUCAACCCGAUGUCAGCGAGUUCCAGCGCCUCGCCCCCAUGGUGGGCUCAGCCACGGGCUCUCUCUUCUGCAAUCUGGACUUCAUCAAGCCCGAUUUCAGUCUGCGGUCCGUCCGAGUGGAUGUUCACAAUGGAGUAGUGGCGGGGCUAAGCGUGCGGUACGCGAACGGCCUGCUGGCCGCCAUGGGGACCGCGGGAGGGGACCGCUCGCUGUCACUGGCGUUGAAUGCCGAAGAUGGCGAGAAGAUCAUCGCAUGCUCUAUUGAGACCGGCCGUGAGGAAUUCGACGACGACCCCAAUGCCCCGACUCGCGUGACGGCCAUCCGGCUCUACACUAAUCGCGGACCGGAUCUGCUGGGCAACGCUGAGGACUGGAAACCCGCCGUCAACGGCCGGGGUAUCCGCGGCGGCCUCGCCUUUAAGGACCUUAUCCUCACGCACUUCGAUCCCUUGCUCGUCAAUUCCCACGUUAAGGGCUUCUGGGGGUACGGCAUCACGACAACCACCCUCAAGGCGGAAAGCGGGCUGUACCGGCUCGCCCCGAUCUGGGGUAACAAGGAAAGCAUUACGCCAGCGGUCGGGGCGCCGGUCGACGACCGCGUCGUCGACCCGGCCAAGAUCAUGACCGAGGCGCAGGAACUCCGAUUCGCGGCCAACACCCACCGCAGCUGGCAGGGCGGCAAACCCGGCGGCAGCGCCGUCUUCGAGUACCACUUCCCGAAGCCGCUGCCCAUCGUCCCGACCAUCCUCUACGGCCUGCGCUGCCUCGACGUGAACGGCGCCAACUCGCCGCGGUUUGCGCUCGAGCUGCCGACGGUGUCUGAGUCCGGGUUCAUGCUCGCGCUGAAGACCUUCCUGCACCCGACCCUCAACAUCGAGGCCAACGUCCUCGUCCUCCCAAACGGCAAGAUCCCGUUCCAGCACGGCCUCGUUAACGCCAGCGACACGGCCGCCGGCCGCACCGCCGCGCAGAACGCCGCGGUGCAGGUCACCUUCGCGAAGCCGUUUGCCGACCCGGAGCCCAAGGUCUUCGCCUGGUUCACGGCGGUGUCGCAGCCGCGCGGCCGCCGCAAGCUGACCACGUACAUCACGGACGUGACCGCGCACGGCAUGACGGUGCACAUCGACACGGACGCCGGAUGCGAGUUCGAGUCCGCGCAGGUGGCCUGGUUGGCCUGGCCGCGCGAGGACGACGGCCGCGGCGUCCGCGCGGGCAACAGUGUCUGGCGCCGGGACGAUCCCGUCAGCGACGCUCCCUGGUAUGGAGGCGGGUUCUCUCGCACCCCCAAGGUGUUCUGCGGCAUCAAUCAUCUGGAUUUCCCCGAGUGUCCGGACACGUGGCUGCGCGUGUUUGGGAAGCCUGAGCAGGCGACCAAGGAGCGGUUGCGCUGGCACGCGGGCACCUGGCAGGAUACCCCGAUGAAUGAGGUGGGGGUGUGUUGGAUUGGGGUUGAAUAA
Aspergillus uvarum CBS 121591 is the source of this 3149-nucleotide messenger RNA. RefSeq lists its product as uncharacterized. Lineage: Eukaryota; Fungi; Ascomycota; Eurotiomycetes; Eurotiales; Aspergillaceae. Bases 114 to 3149 code for a protein of 1011 amino acids. The transcript is spliced from 6 exons. Gene Ontology annotation, molecular function: carbohydrate binding. Gene Ontology annotation, biological process: cell adhesion. The record is from RefSeq and is a predicted model, not a curated record.